Mercenaria mercenaria is the source of this 3621-nucleotide messenger RNA. Its product is annotated as intraflagellar transport protein 57 homolog. The transcript is spliced from 12 exons. Lineage: Eukaryota; Metazoa; Mollusca; Bivalvia; Venerida; Veneridae. Gene Ontology annotation, cellular component: cilium; intraciliary transport particle B; Golgi apparatus. Gene Ontology annotation, biological process: intraciliary transport; non-motile cilium assembly. The record is from RefSeq and is a predicted model, not a curated record. Bases 196 to 1506 code for a protein of 436 amino acids.
GUUUUCGUAUUUCUGAAUAGUUUUGCUGCAUCAAGAUAAACUGACAACGGCUUGAAGUUAUGUCCUGAAAACGAACCGAAUACUUUAGCUUCAAGCAAUUAAAGCCCAUAUUAGGGUUUGCCAAAGUGCUUUUCAAGCUUCACAACCAUUGUGUAUUUUUGUACCCAAGUUCAGCUAUUAAAGUAAUUAAACAAUAUGUCAGACGAUAAAAAGCGAGGUGAGGAUGCGGUUGAAGAUGGAGGACCUGGUCUGGUGUACAUGCCAUUUGUUGUAAAUGAAGAACUUGUUGAUAAGCUGAGACUUCUCAACUACGAGACAGAAUUCAUUAAACCACUGAAUAUGAAAUCCAUGAGCAGACAUUAUUUUGCAAUUGGAACUAACCCUGGAGAACAGUUCUUUAUGUUUACAUCGUUAGCUGCUUGGUUGUUAAGAACAGCUGGUCGUAACUUUGAACAGCCACAGGAGUAUGAUGACCCUAAUGCAACAAUCUCGAGUAUAAUUGCUGAAGUUAAAAGAUUUGGUCAAAAGACCCAGAAAUCGCAUAGAAAUGAUAAGUCUGACGUUAUUAUGAUAAAUAAUUACUCAGUUGAUUUCCCGCCAUCUAAAUUGAAGCAGGGUUGUGGAGAACAUUGCCUGUAUGUACUAGACAGACUGGCUGAUGAAGCUCUUAAACAUACCAACUUCAGAUGGGGAAGACCUGAGUAUCCUGAGGAAGAAUUGGAAGAAGAAAAUAUUGUAGAAGAUGAUGCUGAACUUACACUUAACAAAGUUGAAGACAAUAUAUUUGGGAUGCAUGAUGAUGAUGAGGAAUUUGAAGAUGAUGAACCAAUGAUGGACCUGGAGGGGCUGAGAAAACUCAAUCAAAAGGCAAAUGAUGAGAAGUCAAAGCCAGAUGAGAUCAUGGAGUCAACAACAGACGCUGCUGACUGGAAACUUGAAGUUGAGAGAGUUUUACCACAGCUCAAAGUCACCAUUAGAACUGAUAAUAAGGACUGGCGUGUUCAUGUUGAACAAAUGCAUCAACACAAAGAUGGCAUUGAAACAUCUCUUACUGAGACAAAAACAUACCUAGAUAAACUACAUGACGAGAUCACUCGUACAUUAGAAAAGAUCAACAGCCGGGAGAAAUAUAUAAAUAACCAGUUAGAACAUCAUCUGGUUGAGUUCCGUGGAGCUCAAGACAGUUUGGCAGAAACCAAAGAGAGAUACAGACAAGCUAGUGGUGGGGUCACUGAAAGGUCAAGAUUACUGGCAGAGGUUACAGAGGAAUUGGAGAAAGUAAAAAUGGAAAUGGAAGACAGGGGCAGCAGUAUGACUGAUGGAGCUCCUCUGGUGAAAAUCAAGCAGUCCAUCACACAGUUAAAGAAGGAAAACACUCAGAUGGAUAUCCGGCAAGGCGUUGUGGAACAUAUUCUGCUACAAGCUAAACUUAAAGACAAAACUUCUCAAAACAAGCAGGCCCAUUCAACAAAUCCCUCAUCAUCUCAAUAUCCAGCAUCCUACUAGUUAUAUUCACUGUACAACUAGCUAUAACUAGAGAUCUUCUAGUUGAAUCCCGUUUACAACUAGUUGUUACCAAGGACAUACAGUUUGUAUCCAUUUGCAACUAGUUGUUACCAGAGACCUACUAGUUGUAUGGAGUUUGCAACUAGUUGUUACCAAGGACCUACAAACUGUGUAUUCAACUAGUUGUGUCUAAUAUGCAACUAGUCGUAAACUAGGGACCUACUAGUUGCACUAUCUGUGAUAUACAUACAUGAAAUUUUCUUCUCAUAAAUUGAUCUGAUACUCUUGCAUUUAAAGGCUUUAAUAAUUAAUUUUCAUACUUUAUCAAGUUGCUUAAACAGUUUUUUCCAUAUCUGAAAUGUAUACAGGUUUUUAAAUGAACCCUCGUUAGUGUGUAAGGUUCUUUGAAAAUUGUUGAGGGAUUAUAACAUAUCAGGGUGAUUGUGUACUUGCUAUUUAUAGAAUAAGAAAAAUAGGUAAAAUUGCUGUAGUGAUACAAAGGGCAAAAGUGUUUAUUUGUUGAUGUCAUAACAAUGCAUGUUUAUAGUUUGUCUUUGAUAACACACCAUGGACAUACAAGGAAAACUGAAUAUGUGUACAUAAAAAUGUAGAUGAAUUAUGCUCUUUAAUUACAGUGCAUUCUGUGAUUUUCAAUAGCUGUCUGUUUUGCAUAAAGAAGUAAGCUUUUUAAUCAAACUUUGGCAUGUACACGUGUUUGUAAGGGAAAUAAGCGAGAUGUUAGACUGUUUCCCUCUUAUUUCUGAUUUUUUUUUUGUCGAGAAUUUGAGCAUUUUAACUUUUUCUAGUUUCAGAAUCAUUAAUUGCUAGCUGCAGACGGGCAUACAGUAGUAUUCCUAGGUAUGCCCCUGAAACCAAAUGACUAGUAACUCGUGUUUUACUCCGCUGCAGGUUUAUAGUCCGUCCAAUAUAUGUAAAUUGUGCUUUAAUUGAAAAUAAUUGUUGUGUAUUUUAUUGUAUAUUUUUUCAGUAUUUAUUUAUUUUGUUAUGAUUUUUGACAUCAGUAUCACCAGGUGUAAAAUUUAAAUUUUGCAAAACUACCAGCUUUAUCAAGCAGUUUAAUAUAGACAUUUCUAACACAUUUUUCAUACUUUGCAGCAUUUUACAGAGAUUUGUUAAAAGAAUUAGUUAAAUCUUUCAAAACAACUGACAGAAAGUGACUUUAAUUUUAGGUUAGAGAUUAACUUUUAGCCUGCUGGUGGCAAGUGAAUUUGCCUUUGAAACCUGUGCAAUCCAAGAUCAGCCUGCACACCCAUGUGGGCUGAUCAUGGUCUGCACUGUUCGCUAUUCAGACAGUAAAUUUUCAAUGAACACCCCUUUCAAUAAUAAGUGGUGCUGCCCAAAUUGAAUGAUGGACCAGUCCAUUUUAGAAAUUUAGCAGGGUAAAGGUUAAUCAUCAGCAGAAAUAUAAACAUGACAGCAUGUGUUCAAACUGUUGGUCUCCAUUACAUGUGUCUUGUGUGUCUACUACAUUCCAAAAUUACAAUGGUAUAGAUGUAUUUAAUGAUUGAAUAAAAAUAUGAGCCGUGCCAUGGGAAAACCAACAUAGUGGCUUUGCAACCAGCAUGGAUCCAGACCAGCCUGCGCAUUCGCGCAGUCUGGUCAGGAUCCAUGCUGUUCGCUUUCAAACCCUAUUGUAAUUAGAAAAACUAUUAGCAAACAGCAUGGAUCCUGACCAGACUGCAUGGAUGCGCAGGCUGGUCUGGAUCCAAGCUGGUUGCAAACCCACUAUGUUGGUUUUCUCAUGGCGCGGCUCAUUUAUUAAUGUUGCAAUAUUUGUUGAAUUUAUUAUUCUACCUUUGGUGUAAAGAAGAUCCCAGUAGAAGUUAUGAUAUACAUUACUUUAAAUGUAUCUAAGGGAGGGGCGGAAGUAGGAAUUUUACAAAUUUUAAAGAUCUCUAAAAACAAACUUUGUAGCCAAAAAUGUAGUUUCCCCUAUGUUAAAUUAUGUUGAAAGAAAAAAUUUUGAUACGAACAUACCAGACAUUCAAAGACAAAACUUGUUAAUCAAAAUUAAAGUAACACUAUAUUAAAAUUUUAUGAAAAAUUUUUUUUUACCUUUCAAAUGUGAAAAUCUUUUGAAGUUAAUUUUACUUU